CACUACAACAUCAACUACAACAACAACUACUCCUCCUCCUCCUCCUACAACAACAAUCCCACCACCACCUUCUCCCCAAUUCACCCAACUCCAAACCCAAAAUGACCUACACAACCAACCACACCUCCCCCGUCCUCACCACCCACAACUGGCGCACCCUCACCAACUCCGCCUCCUACCUCCUCCCUUACCUCACCCCCAGCAUGCAAAUCCUCGACAUCGGCUGCGGCCCCGGAAGCAUGACCAUCGAUUUCGCCCGGCGCGUACCCCACGGGCACGUAAUCGGUCUCGAACCCGUCCCUGAACCUUUAACCCACGCGCGCAACCUCGCCUCCACCGAAUCCAUCACCAACGUUACAUUCCAAAUUGGCGAUAUCCACUCUCUCCCCUUUGGCGACAACACCUUCGACCUAGUCCACGUACACCAAGUCCUGCAGCAUAUCGCUGAUCCGGUGCAAGCGUUGAGGGAAAUGCGGAGAGUAACCAAGCCGAAUGGGAUCGUGGCCGCAAGGGAGAGUAGUAAGAUGAGUUGGUACCCGGAGGAUAACGAGGGGAUAAGGAAGUGGAAUGAGUUGAUGGAGAGGGUGGGGAGGGGGAAUGGCGGGAAUCCGAACCCCGGGGAAAGGAUACAUGUUUGGGCUGUGGAGGCGGGGUUUGAGAGGGAGAAGGUGAGGAGGAGUGCGGGGGCGUGGUGCUUUAGUGAGCUGGAGGAGAGGAGGUAUUGGGGGGGUCGGGGGAGUAAGUGGGCCGAGGUGGUGGUUGAGGGGGGGUAUGCGACGAGGGAGGAGUUGGAGGGGGUGGUUAGGGGGUGGGAGGAGUGGGUGGGUUGUGAGGAGGGGUGGUUUGGGGUUUUGCAUGGGGAGAUUGUUUGUUGGAAGUAG
Aspergillus sclerotioniger CBS 115572 is the source of this 881-nucleotide messenger RNA. RefSeq names its product class I SAM-dependent methyltransferase. The transcript is spliced from 2 exons. Lineage: Eukaryota; Fungi; Ascomycota; Eurotiomycetes; Eurotiales; Aspergillaceae. The record is from RefSeq and is a predicted model, not a curated record. Gene Ontology annotation, molecular function: methyltransferase activity. Bases 102 to 881 code for a protein of 259 amino acids.